Molecule: messenger RNA, 1057 nt
Organism: Eupeodes corollae
Lineage: Eukaryota; Metazoa; Arthropoda; Insecta; Diptera; Syrphidae
Exons: 2
Coding region: 344-1057 (237 amino acids)
Source: RefSeq, a predicted model, not a curated record
CCUUAUUUUGAGAUUCGUUUUCGAUCGAAAGUUAUUCGAAUUCGAGAAGAUUUUAUUUUGAGAUUCGAUCGAUUCGAAAGUUUGCUGAUUCAAUCGAAAGUUCAUUUUUUUUAAAAAAAACUAAGUAAACUUUGACUUUCGAGUGAUUCGAAACAAAUGUCAUUUUUGUGUCGUUCAGAUAUUUUCUGGUGAAUAGCUGAAGAAAGAUGUAAGUUUUAACAAUUUUUAUACGAUAAUUAAACGAAAUUGGUUAUAUUGACGAUUUUUUUUUGUUAUUUCAUAAAGGGCACAGUCACAUUCCAAUUGGACAAAUAGGGAGCAAAAAGAAAUCCUGAUAAGGUUGAUGGAGGAGAAUCCGGAGGUAGCGAAGGGUUUUUCUGUAAACCGUAUAGACGUUGACCGGUUUUGGAGAGAUGCUGCCGUGAAGCUCAAUAGCCAUGGGCCUCCAUCUAAAGACGGUGCUACAUGGAAAAAGGUCUGGGCUGAUUUCAAAAAUAAAACUAAAAAAAAAUUAGUUGAAAACGAAACAAAAAGGAAACAGUCCGGUUUCAACGAUAAUAAUUUAAUUCCAUUAUCAGAAUUUGAAGAAGCUAUAGUUAGAAUUACCUCGCUAAGCCAGUCUGUGAGUGGAAUUAAGGCCAAGGUAUUUGGAGUAAAUCAAACUCGUAUUGAGGAGCCUGAUGUGGCAGAAACGGCAUCAACAUCAAACAAUAACAUUUCAAUGACCUCCAUUAAUGAAGAUGAAGAACAUUUGGUGGAGAAACAGCGAUCUCAACGAACAAAGAACGACACUCCGGUUCAACUGCUUCAAAAGCAAAACGAGGUCUUUGAAAAGUUUUUUGCUGAUUUGUGUUCUAAGCUGGACGACAUGAAAUACGAGUUCCAUCGUAUAAAUAGAAAUCUGCAGAGGACCGAAGACAGACAAAAACAAAUAUACGAAGAAAAUCGUCGACACAAUCUCGCCCUGGAAAACAUAAUGCUGCAGAAAUUAGAGUUGAAGAAAAAACUCAUAGAGAUGGAACUUGAAAAACUCACCGAAAAACUCGUCGAUGCAUAG